GGUACCAAGGUAAAGAAGUAUGGGCAAACAACUUGAAUCCUUGAGCAGAGGGUUAGGCACUAAGAUUCCAAUCCAAAUUUAUGAUGGAAAGCGAAGGCCAGAACCCCCUAUUCAGGCCGCAAAGUUUGCAUCAGAGGGUGGGAUCAUACUCAGGCAACAUAUUCCAAUAUUUCCACACUAGAAGGAGUACAAGAAGCAAGAGAACGGGGGUAAAAUUACAAACUAUAUUGGCAAGCUUGUUGGUCAAUUCACCAUGGAUGUGGAAAGUAAGGCAGUCAAAGAUGCGUGUGUUGAUAUGAUAAAAGGAGGGCAGCGCUAGAUGAGGUAUAGGCUGAAAAGGAAGUACUUCACCGGGGUUCCUGCAAAUCAAGUGAGGACUACAUCGCCUGUUCCAUGUAUGACUGAUGACCAAUGGAAAGAUUUGGUACAAAUGUGGUCUACCCCAAACCACAAGAGGCAAGAAAAAUAUAAAGAUAUGGAACCUAGUGUAAUUGAUCUUUUCAAGGAGAUGCAUUGCAGCAAGAAGAAAGGAUUUAGUGAGGCCGUUCAGAAAGCUAUAGGUGAUAUGGAAGCAAUGGUGGCAACACCAGUUGAAGAUGGACAGCAUGUGCUGUCUUUGACAGAAGUUGUUUCCAAUGUGCUGUCGGGUUCAAGUAAAUUUCUUCACAAUGCUGGCCUUUUACCUGCCUCCAAGAGAAGCAAUACAAGGACUAUCUCGACAAGGAUGCAAGAGCUUCAGACUCAAUUGGACACUGAGAGGCAAGAAAAAAAUGGAUUUCGAGAAGAAAUGGAAACCUUAAAGGCCCAGUCACAAGCGUCUAAGGCAACCAUUGCUAAUCAAUCGACUGAGAUUGCAGAUUUGAAGAAGUCCUUAUCAGAAAAUAACAGUCUCCUUCGACAAAUAUUAAGCAUCAAUCGUGGCCAGAUGACUCCUCCUUAAGUAUGAUUGCUAGGGUGUUGGUGUCAACCAUCCUGAAGAUUGAUCUCACAAAACUUUAGAUCUCGUUUUAUCCUUAUGAUUGCUGUAGAAAUUAAUAGGAACUACAACUUGUUCUAUUGUUCACUUGUUAUAGAGGAUUAUGAAUCAUGUUUAAUGUUAAAAGCUUAUGUGUUGGAUGCAUUAUGCUUGAAAUAUAUGUGGAUAUUGUUA
Messenger RNA from Zea mays, 1150 nucleotides. RefSeq lists its product as uncharacterized. The record is from RefSeq and is a predicted model, not a curated record. Bases 320 to 940 code for a protein of 206 amino acids. Lineage: Eukaryota; Viridiplantae; Streptophyta; Magnoliopsida; Poales; Poaceae. The transcript is spliced from 4 exons.